CCCACUAGUGGCCCUUGCCGCGUUCACUCCAACCUGACAUGGCGCGUUCGCGAACCUCUUCUAACUAAGUACGUUCUGAACAAUUGUAUCAUUCACCUACCAACACAGAGUCCCGGUGACUGCGCAAACUUGAUCAAUCAUCCAAUCGAGGCUUUUCAGCUUCGCUUGGCGAUCCAAGAAUAUCUUCUGCGCACCUAUUCCCCCGUCAAGAUGCCACGCGCCAGCCGACCUUCGCGAGCUGCGGCUCGCCGUAGCACUCACAGCGCAACACCUCAUGUUGAACUUGACGACGAAGAAAUGCUGGAUGUCCCCGAAUCGCGCCCCGAAACACCUGCCGAAGAGGAAGACGCCGCUAGUCCUCCCCCAGACUCGGAGGAGGAGAAGGUCCCCUCUGAGCGCUCUGCUACUCCUGUUACGAUUCCGCGCAAGAAGCGUCUGGGACGCCCGCCUAAGAACAGACCGCCAGAUUGGAAUGUGAUUCCAGAUAACACAUCGGAGGGCGGUACACCUAUCAAGCGGAAACGUGGACGGCCUGCUGGAGGUGGCUUUCGAGGACGACCGAAAUAUGGGCCAGCGCAGACCACGCGGGUCGCUAUCGACAAAGAGGGCACUAUGAUGGAUGUGGUCAACGAUGAAGUAGAUCUACCCGGCGAUCCGGAGGGAGAGGAGAAAGUCGACAAAGACGGCAAUCUCAAGGGCGGACGAGACUAUCGCGUGCGUGUUUUCACCAUUUUGGGCCGCGGCGAUAGGCUUUAUAUGCUGUCAACUGAGCCUGCGCGUUGCUGUGGCUUCAGGGACAGCUAUCUAUUCUUCACAAAGCAUCUGCAGUUGUACAAAGUCAUCAUUACCGACGCAGAAAAGAUGAACCUUAUCGAGCGCGAAAUUAUCCCCCACUCGUACAAAGGUCGCUCCAUUGGUGUCGUUACCGCACGAUCAGUGUUCAGAGAGUUUGGGGCGCGCAUUAUCAUCGGCGGCAAGCGCAUAAUUGAUGAUUACAAUGUGACUGCAGCAAGGGCAAGAGGCGACGUUGAAGGGGAGUUGGUAGACCCGAACGAUACAUUACCGCCACCCGGAGAGCCGUAUAAUAAAAAUCAGUAUGUUGCAUGGCAUGGUGCGAGUAGUGUGUAUCACACUGGAGCUCCGAGUGUUCCUAUGGCUGCUGGAAAACCGAUACCAGGGAAGAGAAAGGUCAACAUCACGUCGGCCAAUUGGCAAUUUGAACAUGCUAGUUCUGCUAGCCGCUUCAAUUCAGGUCUUUCUGCGCUGCGCAAAGCCAAUCUCGGCGGUGUAUACGAUACCCACACCAACUUGAUGUGCUAUCCUCGCGUCACUCAACCUACGCAUGCUAGAUGGGAAGAGGUGCCUAUCAAACAGAGUGACGUACCGCCCCUUGUACGGAAGCAUUUCCUCGUAAUCGACACCUAUGUCCAGAAGCCUCCUUAUGCAAGCUUGGGCCUGCCAGGCCCGGAUGGCGAUUUUCUCGACGUUGGGGUCAACGGUCUUCCUAACCUCGAGGACGAGGACAUUGAGAACAUGACCGCUGAGGCUAAAGAAGCUUAUCUUCAGGCCAAAGAAGAUGAAAAGUGGUGGAGGGGGCAAUUCGGGUCGGAGACAGUGGACGGGGCACGACCGAAAAUCAAAGUCGGUUAUACUGGUGUCCCAACUUAA
Periconia digitata is the source of this 1668-nucleotide messenger RNA. The record is from the annotation of a GenBank genome assembly. Lineage: Eukaryota; Fungi; Ascomycota; Dothideomycetes; Pleosporales; Periconiaceae.